AUGGAGAGCGAAGCGCUGCUAAAUGGAACACCUGAGGGGCCACGCCCCGCCGAGUCGGAGAACGCAUGCAGCUGCCUCUGUCCGGAGCACAAUGACCGCCCCGCCGAGCUCUUCUGUCGCCGCUGCCGGCUCUGCGUGUGCGCGCUGUGCCCCGUGCUAGGGGCGCACCGGGGCCACCCAGUGGGCCUGGCUUCGGAAGAGGCUGCGCACGUGCAGAAAGUCACCCAAGAAUGUUUAAAGCAGCUGGAAACCAAGAAGCAGCAGCAAGAAGACAACAAAAGCCAGAUAGAAGACAUUGCCGAGCAGCUCAAGGCUCAUGCAGAAGCAAGUAAAACCUGGCUGACAGGGAAAUUCACUGAACUCAGAUUACUACUUGAAGAAGAGGAAGUGCUGGCUAAGAAACUCAUCGACAAAAAUACCCAGCUUGCCCUCCAGGCGUACAGGGAGCAAAUCAAGUGUUGUAAGGACCAAAUCGAAGCCUUGAACAGUCUCUCCUACAGGGUCUGGAGCAUCAGCCAGGAGACCAGGCCUGUGCAGCUGCUGCAGGAGUUCACAGCUGCUGAGCCGGAGAUGAAGAAGCACAUGAGCUUGGGGGAGCAGCGCCACCCCGUGCCCCAAUCCUUCGAGCCCAUCAAGACCUUCUUCAAGGGCCUCGUGGAAGCCAUGCAGAACAUGAUGCAGAUGCCACUAGAAGUUCGCUUGAAGGAAAACAUGAGCUGCCAGCUCUCCGGCUUCUCUAGCACCAGGCCAGAUUCCGUGUUGAAAAUCCUUCCCUCACCAGAGCGCUCGUUCUUCUUAAAAUAUGCGCGCACGCCCACGCUGGAGCCGGACACAAUGCACGCGCGCCUGCGCCUCUCGGAGGACCUCCUGACAGUGAGAUGCUCCCUCUUCCGCCGCCUGGGGCCUACGCCCGCGCUGCGUUUCGACGAACUGUGGCAGGUGCUGGGCCGCGACUGCUUUGCCUCCGGCCGCCACUACUGGGAAGUGGACGUGCAGGAGGCCGGCUGCGGCUGGUGGGUGGGCGCGGCCUACCCCACCUUGCGGCGCCGCGGCGCCUCCGCCGCAGCCCGCCUGGGCUGCAACCGCCAGUCCUGGUGCCUCAAGCGCUACGACCUGGAGUACUGGGCCUUCCACGACAACCAGCGCUGCCGUCUGCGGCUCUGCCACGACCCCGACCGUCUGGGCGUCUUCCUAGAUUACGAAGCCGGCAUCCUCGCCUUCUAUGACGUGUCGGGCGGCAUGAGUCACCUCCACACUUUCCGUGCCGCGUUCCAGGAGCCGCUCUACCCUGCCCUGCGGCUCUGGGAAGGGGUCUUGAGCAUCGCCCGGCUGCCCUAGGGGCUGUGAUUGCACUGACAGCCCUGGGCUUUCCAGGACGCUGGUCACACCCGACCCAGACGUGGGUGGCCCACUGCCUACUCUCUAAGCACACCCAUCGUCUUCCCCACCAGUCAUGCCUUGUGCUUUAAGAGUUCUCUCCUCGGCUGGUUUCAGACAGGCCUUAAACACAGGUCCUCUGCUGCUGCUCUCUCAUCAGACCUCCCCAUCACUGCCACAGCACUUAACACUACUCUGCUUUCAGCCACAGUUCUGGAAGGACACACUCGCAGGUGAGUCCUAAGCAUCCUGACCAACCACACAAUACAUCAUCCUUAGUCUCAGACCUCUUCCCUCAUACAGAAGCCAGAACCACCUGGCACAUAGUAGGUGCACAAUAAAUACGUGAAUGAAUGAGUCCCUCAGAUCUGCCUCUUCCUCUGCACUCUACUUCAGCUUGUCUACGAUUUCUCCCUUCAGAGUGGCAUCAAGGGCCUCUUAGUGGCACCUGGCCUGAACCCCCUCCCAUCCUCCUCCGCCUGUAGCCAUGGCGAUGUGCCCAAAACCACACUUAACCUCUCAGAACGAUGA
Molecule: messenger RNA, 1908 nt
Organism: Pteronotus mesoamericanus
Lineage: Eukaryota; Metazoa; Chordata; Mammalia; Chiroptera; Mormoopidae
Gene: TRIM14
Product: tripartite motif containing 14
Exons: 6
Coding region: 1-1338 (445 amino acids)
Biological process (GO): innate immune response
Molecular function (GO): zinc ion binding; protein binding
Source: RefSeq, a predicted model, not a curated record